Molecule: messenger RNA, 660 nt
Organism: Rhincodon typus (whale shark)
Lineage: Eukaryota; Metazoa; Chordata; Chondrichthyes; Orectolobiformes; Rhincodontidae
Gene: arl6ip6
Product: ADP-ribosylation factor-like 6 interacting protein 6
Exons: 3
Coding region: 160-660 (166 amino acids)
Source: RefSeq, a predicted model, not a curated record
UUCACGCCUUUGGUUGGUUGGACGGAGAGUUGGAGAGAGAGGCGGGAAGGAGGUUUCAGGUGGUGGUGCCUGCAGUGGUAGUAAUAGCUGUUCGUUUUCUGUGGGAGAGGGAGCUGUUUCUCUGUGCUGGUAGUUUUCGGCGGUAGUAGUUACUGCUCGAUGCCGCGGUACUUGAAGCGGAGCGGGAUGUCCGCUCCGCCCGACGGCCUCUGGCCAGACGGUGGGGAGCUGAUGGUCUGUGACCCUGGGGACGUCGAGUCGCCUGGCGUUCGUUCACAGACAGAUUCCGCGAAGGAGGCCGUGGUUCUGCCGAGUCACAGGACGAGGCCAAACCGGGUUUUGGUGCCCACCGCCUAUAGUAACUCCCCGAGUAAGAAGUGGCCGGCCCGGCUGUGCUCAAUGCUGUGUUGUAUCAUUGUGAUAUCGUUCAUUGCCUUUCUUCUAGCGGUUAUGUACUUAAUCCUCAAAGAUUUGCGCUGGGACAGAGAAAACAGUGAGGAUGGUAUUAAAACCGGUAUUUUAGGCCUUUGGAGUUCGUUGAUUUUGGCUUUGACGGCUGGUUUCUCAUGCUGCAGUUUCUCGUGGACAUUGACGUAUUUUGAUUCAUUCGAACCCGGAAUGUUUCCACCGACACCCUUGUCGCCUGCUCGAUUUAGGUAA